UCAAACAUGGCGGCUGCCAUGGAGCUGAGAUGCUGGGGAGGAGACUGGGGUUUGCCUUCUGUCCACACCGAGUCACUUAUUGUCCUGGCAUACGCCAAGUUUUCAGGGGCGAAAGUCACCGUUUCUCCUAUAGACUGGACCUGGAGAACUCUAACAGGGACAGUCCCAGAGUUGCUGUGUGGAGACGUUGCAGUUCAAGAACCAACACAAAUUCUCAAUUUCCUGAGGAAACAGAGGUUUAAUGCUGACUAUGAACUGUCAGCCAGACAAGGAGCUGACACCAUGGCAUACAUCGCUCUGCUGGAAGAGAGACUACGACCAGCUCUGUUGCACAGUUUCUGGGUGGAUGCAGAAAACUACGUGAAUCUGACACGGCCAUGGUUUGCAUCACGCUCGCCAUUCCCUCUCAACUUCUUCGUCCCGGGUCGCCUUGCCAGCAUCGCCCUCUCCCGCAUCCUGCUAACCAAAGGAGAGGCGCCGCUACACCGAAUCACUGAGGUGGAAGGGAAGCUCUACAGUGAUGCUAAAGAGUGCCUGAAUCUCCUCUCCUACAGACUGGGAACUGCAACCUACUUCUUUGGCAACUCGCCAACCAGUCUGGACGCCUUUGUGUUUGGCUUUUUGGCUCCUCUUUACAAAGCCGGUCUCCCCAGCAGCCCGCUGCAGAGCCACCUCCAGCAGCUGCACAACCUCACAAGCUUCUGUGACAACAUCCUCGCACUCUACUUCAACUCUGAGCAUCCAUGCCCCCCCCCACCUGUUCAGGAAUCAAUGGAUGCCAACCUCCAGAAACUAACUCAGCUUGUAAACAAAGAAUCCAACUUAAUAGAGAAGAUGGAUGACAACCUCCGCAGCAGCCCACAGCACAAACCCCACAGAGCAGAGCCCAAACCCAGCCUGGCCAGCGAGAAGAACUUCACUCCUGCAUAGUCCCCGACCUCUCCACCCUGAUCCAGCCGAAUGAAAGGGAAGGUGCAGCUCUGAAUCUGACUCAACAUCCCAAAAUUCCCCCAAAAUAUCAUCCAGCUGAACUAUAGCUUGAAAAGAAAACCUAAUAAUGGAAGUAUGACUAUAUCAUUAUCUAUUAUUGUUAUUAUAUAAGACACUGUUUAACCUAAUGAUGAUAGAUUUCAAAGAUGCUGGUCUGAGAGAAGGAAAAGUGCAUGUUGUGGUGAUGGAUGGAAUGCUAAGAAGUGGUGUUUAAUGAGAAAGACACAGAAAGUCUAAAUGAAAGCUGAAGGAAAUGAAAAGACCAGCAGGAAGAGAGGAGGCCCUGUGUGCCCUCUGAGUGGACCUCUUAAAGCAAUAGUGUAGGAUUUAGUGGCAUCUAUCAUUUUCCAUUACUGCCAAUAAGGCUUCGUUUUUACUGAAUAGUGCGGCUCCACUCCGCUCGCCUCACAGAAUUUUCUUUUCCACUGCGUAGGGUGUCGAACAACUGCAGUCUUGGCUGAUAAGCUAAGUUAAGCCUCCUUGAUGCUACCGUGUAAAUGGGAGACUUGCUGAAUCUUUUCAACUGCAACAAAACCUCAAUCGUAAGGCGUGGUGUACAGCUAAGUUUUGCCCUCUGCCAUUUAUAAAAAAAACCUGGGUGUUAAAAGAAAAGCAAAAAUGCAAUCGCUAUUGAUAAAGCAAACACCAUAAAUCCCCUUCAUUCCGUCACACUGGUCACUGAACGUCUUCUUCCUUUUGUUCCUGUAAGAAAUAUAUAUUUCUUUACAAUCAUUUUUAUAUUGAGAAUAUUUAAAGGUAUAGCAUGCAGUAUUUCCUUAAAAAAAUAUGCAUAGACUCCCUCUUAAAGACCACUUAUGGCCCACUACAGGUGUAUGGAGAUGUAUCAGCAGACGCCCUGCCCUCUGCCAGUAUUUUCUCCUUAUUUUUCUGGGGGUCAGCCUUUGUUGGACACAGCCAAGAGUUUGAGGUUGGCUUUUAGCUUGCCGUAUGUGACGCAGCAGGUGUUUCACUUUGUGGUCUCCCACUUCUGGUGUCAUUGAGCUGGGGGUAGGUGGUGACAGCUGUUUUACAAUCGGCAAGCAACAAUUCCUGCAUAGUAUGCCUUUACAGAUGUCACUAACAUAUAACGUUUGUGCUAAAGCUUCUACAUUUGUUUAUAUAUCCGAUGUUAUUCCGGUUUAUAAAUCUGUGUUUUACUAUGAAAGGUCCCAGAUCCUUUAACGCCGCUCCAAGCAAACAUCCUCCUACUGUAUCUGCUGUAAAAAAGAGAAAUCUGUAAUUUUUAACGAGUUAGACUAAUGAACAGUAGGUGAGCGGUCGUGACUACAGGAAUAUCCUAACACUAGUUUGCUUUGCUCUCACCGCCUCUGCUUUGUAAAGAUGUAUAUUUGUAAAUAUGUUCCUGAUUGAAAUCAAUGCAAUGCUCCCUCUAACAGAGCUGAACAGCUUCUUCACACAGUUAUACUUUCUGUAUUAAGCUAUUCAUGCACAAUAUGUGGGACACAUUAAGUGUGUGUAUGAGAUAGUUUUCAGAAACCAGUGUGUCUCUUAAAUAUAAUUUAUUGUUUAGGCAACAGACUCUGUAUCAUUAACAUACCACUGACUGUUGUUGCCAUGGUUCUCCACUCCUGUGCUAUCUCUGUUUGAUUUGAUUUUCUGCUAUGUUGUAUCCCGUGCCUAUUUAUCGUGUUAACUGAAAUGUCCCAUUUCGUAAUGUCUCAUUAGCUGCCUUUUUUCUUAUUUUAACUGUCUGCAUUUCUGAAAUUGGAUAGUAAAAUGAGUUGCCACUUUCUUUUUACUGUUUUGUUCCCUAAUUUUCUCACAGCCAAAUGCAUGUUUACUCCAUAUCAACACGUUCAUAGUGACCGUGGGUGUCUGUCUAAAGGAAACAAUACUUGUAAAGAUAGUUUGGCUCAUGCAAAUGCCAAGAAAAUCACAUCAUUGUUACAUUCUCUGCGUGUGUGUGGAUGUGUAUGUUUCCAAUAACAAAUCUUAUGGACCCCGAACAGGCUUGUGAGGAAUACAUACGGGUGUUGUGUGCCUACACUGCUGCAAGUGUCUUUGUACAAUUGUCAACAUGUUAACGGUGUCCUUCAUAGUUUUGAUAAGUAAAUUAUCUUCAUCAUUUCUGUUUCUGUUCAUUAUGUGUUCGCUGGUAACGACUAUCAUCAUAUUAUUGAAAUACAAAUAAGAUCAUCCAGCUGCUGUAUCACCACUGUGUUUUUUUCUCCCAAGCAAAAUAAACAUUCAACUUUUAAAAUUGUACAA
Molecule: messenger RNA, 3219 nt
Organism: Eleginops maclovinus (Patagonian blennie)
Lineage: Eukaryota; Metazoa; Chordata; Actinopteri; Perciformes; Eleginopidae
Gene: mtx3
Product: metaxin 3
Exons: 9
Coding region: 7-930 (307 amino acids)
Biological process (GO): mitochondrion organization
Cellular component (GO): SAM complex; cytoplasm
Source: RefSeq, a predicted model, not a curated record